UUCCCCUCAACACAGAUACCCGUUGCCUGUCUCGACCCGGCAUUCCAGUCACUCCAUCCGCCGUAAGGCUUCUGCAUUGCAGCUUGUGUCGUCUGCUGCACCGAAGCCACCGCGUUUCACGUUACACCCCAAUUUUCAGGAUACAGUCCAGGGCAUUAUAGAGCCAGCAAAUAGAGCCAGCACGGCAUCAUGACCGCGUGCACAAUGUCAACACUGGGUAGCCGCUUAUGCAGACUCGAGCCGUUGUCGCCAGUACCACUGGCACGCAUCGACAAGCCAGCAGGUUCACAAAGCAAUGUCCAACAUGCUGGCUCUGUGAAUAUCGGCAAUGUCCAUGCCCGAGAUCGUCGUACAUUGCUCGUUCAACCGAAGAUCUGGUGCUCGGCUCCUUACCCUCACCCGAAAUGUCAGUCUGACGCCUCUACCGGGAAGCAUGGUGUCAGGCUCUUCUGUUCAGGCAGUCUCAGCCGUUCAGGCAGCCUCAGCCGGUCAAUAGUUCGCGUUCAGGCUACCGCGAGCGCCGGUGAGAGUGGUAGCGUCGGCACGCGAACUAGUGGGAGAAGGAGAGGGACGAAAACAAUAGGAGCGCCUGAACGCGAACCGUCGCAGCAGUCGCCGUCUGCGAGGUGUGGCGGGCGACAGAUUCGCGUUCCGCUGCCGUCCAGCGGUCCCCUGAAACCACCCGCUUGGGCUCGAGAGGCCAUAGAGCAGCAGCCGUGGAAGGGAGGGCUCGAGCCGUGUGAAGAGCAGGACUACACCCUCUCCCCCUCCAACCCUGCUGACGUCAGCGGGCGGUUACCAGAGGCGUUACAGGGCACGCUCUACCGGUGUGGGCCAGGGAGGAUCCGAGUGGGGGGGGAGAAGUAUGGGCACUGGUUCGAUGGCGAUGGCAUGGUUUACGCCCUGCAUUUGGACGGCCCAACUGGUACGGCACGCUUUGUCUGCAAGUGGGUGCGCACACCAGCUCUGGAGAAACGGGGCGGACCGGAGGUGCAGGAUUUGGGGGAAGAAGCGUGGAUGGGGGGAAAGAAGAAGGAUAGGGGGAAGCAUGUGGAGGAGGAGGAGAGGGGGAUACGAAUGAAGGGGGCAUGGACGGCCGCUACUGCUGGGGGGCCAUUGAAGAACGUUGGACUGCCUGCUAACCCCGUCAACACCAGCGUCAUUCACUUUGCUGGUCGGCUGCUAGCCCUGUGCGAGGGCGGCCCGCCGUUCCUCCUGGAUCCCCUCUCCCUGUGCACUCUCGGCCCCUUUGCCUUCCCCGGUCUGCCCCUGCCCUUCUUCUCCGCGCAUCCCAAGCUCGACCCAGCCACGGGAGAGCUCUACAACUUUGGCAACAUGCUGUUUGGCACGCAGCCAUUCGCCAUCAGUGCAGACGGGCAGCACACGCGGGUGGGCCCUCUGCAGGGCUCGUCGGAGGCCGCCCUGGUGCACGACUGUGCCAUGUCGGCUCGCUUCCUCGUCUUCACCAUGCCGCCCUACACUGCCACUGCUGGGGAUGUGGGUCAGAUGCUGGCAGGCCAGCACGCCUUGGGCAACAGGUUCACGUACGACGAGUCUAAGCCCACGAGGGUGGUAAUUGUAGCCAAGGACACUCUGUCGGUGGAGGUGGAAGUGGACGUGCUCCCCCCGUUCUCCAACUACCACUUCUGCAACGCGUUUGAGGAGGAGGGUCGGCUGCAUGUGCUGAUGACUGUGCUGGACGGCCCAAGGGACGGCUUGGAGGGUGUGUUCAAAGACAUGUACGGGUCGUCGUGGCAGCGCAGCAACCAGUGCUCGGCGUGGGAGCUUGUGCUUGACACUGCCACCUGGGAGGUGCUCUCUCGCCACCGGGCCAUGCCCUCCGAACCUGGCACCAGAGGUCCGACGCUAGGCAUGGAGUUUGCUGUGGUGAAUCCUGGUUAUUUGGGCAGGAAGAGCAGGUUUCUGUAUGUGCUGGGGUCCAUGCCCGAGAUGGAGAGGGAGGAGAGGUGGAGCAGGGAGGGUUAUGGAGAUGGGGUGUGGUAUGGAGGUAGAGAGGAGCAGCUGAAGGGAGAAGAGGAGGGAGAGGAGGGAGAGGAGGGAGGGGGAGCGGAGGUGGAGGGAAGAAACGGGGUGGCCAAGUAUGGGUACCUGAACUGCAUUCAGAAGUAUGAUCUGGAGAUGCUGCAAGUGACCACUCACAUCGUGCCACCUGGCUGCUACGUCAAUGAGUGCAGCUUCAUUCCCCGCAAUGAUGCUACUGGCGAAGCUCCUAAAAAGGGUAUGAAUAAAAAGGCUAAAAAGGAUACGAAGACUGUUACUAAGGAGGACGACGGGUACCUGGCCGUGUUUGUCUACGACGCGUCCCAGCACAAGUCCCACGUGCUGGUGCUGGAUGCAAGUGAUGUGGCAGCGCCCCCUGUGGCAGUUGUGCAUCUCAAGUCGCACGUGCCCUACUACUUCCACGGCACAUGGGCUCCUAAGGCUGCCCUGUAAUAAGGGAUUUCGUUGCAAGUCAUCUGCCAGGCGUCUCAUAAUUAUGGCGUCAGAUGGAUCAUGUCCCUCGCGGCAUGGCGCAAGCAAGUCCCACGUGCGGGUGCCAGGGACGUGGCGGCACCCCCUGUCCCACGUUCAGGUCGCAUGUGCCGUACUACUUCCACGGCACAUGGGCUCACAAGGCCUCCAUGCAACAGACUUUCGUGAGUUUGCUGAUGAAUCGAGCAUGUUUAAACAGCACAUGUCCCAUCUGCUGGUUGCCAGGGACAUGAUGGACAUGGACGGCACCUCCUGUGGCAAUUGUGCAUAUUGUGACACGACCUCAGAGGAGUGUGCAGUGCAGUCGUCAUAGCAUAUCAUAGCUCCAUAAUACAGCACACUAGAUAGGGCAAAUACAUGGCAAGGGAACAAGGGUGAGCAUGCCAUGCUAGUUAUCAAAGCAUGGGAGGGAAGGGUGGGCAAGUUGGAACAGAAAAAUGCAAAUGAGACUAGGUGGCAGGUCUGAAAGACCUGCUGAUAGAUGAAGGAGUUU
Molecule: messenger RNA, 2986 nt
Organism: Closterium sp. NIES-67
Lineage: Eukaryota; Viridiplantae; Streptophyta; Zygnematophyceae; Desmidiales; Closteriaceae
Source: the annotation of a GenBank genome assembly